AUGAGCACCAAUCCCAAGCUGAUGUCGGGUGAAUGCCAGCCUGCCUUUGGCGUGGCUAACUCAGGGGACUGGCCAGAUGUUGACUGGCGCGAGAUCAACGGCAAGCCCCAUCAUCGUGUAGCAACUAAUCUGUUCGCUUUCCGUGCUAUUUAUGGACAGCGAUUCGGCGAGGCCGCUCCAUCAGGCCAGGGUUGCAUAACCUGUCAAGACGGACAUGGCCCCUUUAUGGCGUGCAAGAUCGCAUAUUUGCCUCAAGUCUCCGACACUAAGGGGAAGAUCUUUCCGUCCAAGGCAUUGUUUGGCGGUAGCUGUAUGGGAUGUGGCCUUAGUGGUGCUGGAAAUAGGUGCUCUCGGUGGCAGCCCCCUGAGCCACAAUGGGUACGAGAGUAUUUCAUGGAGAAAGUUCCGAGUCUUCAGUUGAGUGUGCAGUUUGCUUGCAAACCGUAUCCGACUCCUGCUGCACAUGUCCUAGAGCAGUCGCAACAGCAGCCGCAGGAAGGGCAGCAACGAAAUUCCAGUACUCCGAAUGGUGAUGCCCGCUCAUCUUCUGGGGUUAUCACACUCACUGCCUCGCCGGAAUCAUCGUCAACCAUGCUCGUUGCAAGCCCACGGUGUCGCUGCUCAACUUUUACUACUACGAGCCAGGGGCAGGUCAUGUCCCUCCCCCCGCCGGGUGCCCGAUACAUAUCACCCCUCAAUGAGGCGAACGUGUAUAACGAUAUUCAAUCACUGGAACAUGUGCUAUCUGAGGUCCGCCUUGCAUCAGCACGCGCUGCUUUUGAUGUUGACUUGCUUGUCCGUCGGCGAGAGGAACUCCUUCAGAAAGCCAACUAA
Messenger RNA from Penicillium cosmopolitanum, 834 nucleotides. Its product is annotated as DUF3716 domain-containing protein. The record is from RefSeq and is a predicted model, not a curated record. The transcript has a single exon. Bases 1 to 834 code for a protein of 277 amino acids. Lineage: Eukaryota; Fungi; Ascomycota; Eurotiomycetes; Eurotiales; Aspergillaceae.